Molecule: messenger RNA, 949 nt
Organism: Melitaea cinxia (Glanville fritillary)
Lineage: Eukaryota; Metazoa; Arthropoda; Insecta; Lepidoptera; Nymphalidae
Product: three-prime repair exonuclease 1-like
Exons: 1
Coding region: 41-916 (291 amino acids)
Biological process (GO): DNA catabolic process
Cellular component (GO): cytoplasm
Molecular function (GO): nucleic acid binding; 3'-5'-DNA exonuclease activity
Source: RefSeq, a predicted model, not a curated record
UUAUAGUCUUGUUUCGGUUGCGUCAGUCGGGCGCGUUACGAUGGUUGUGAUUGCAACGUACGUUUUUAUUGAUCUCGAAACUACCGGUUUACCAGAGGAGGAGAACAAUUGUACUAGAAUAACAGAGUUGAGUUUAGUGGCUAUUAAAAGAAAUCAUGUGCUCGCGACCCGCCCGGGCGCUACGCCCCGAGUGCAGCAUAAGCUGACGCUCUGCUUCAACCCGGGGAGACCUGUGGCGCCGAGCUGUACCGACGUGACCGGCCUUUGCAAUUUCCUACUGGAAUACGAACCAAGGUUUAACGUAGAAACUUUUACUAUGAUAAAUACUUUCCUCACCGUUUUGGAGAAACCCGUGUGCCUUAUAGCUCAUAAUGGACAUCGUUUUGACUUUCCAAUAUUGAAAAAUCAUUUAACAAAGCACGGAUUAAGUCUCGCUAACGAUCUUCUUUGCGCAGACUGUUUACAUGGUUUCUAUGAUGUAAUGGAGGGUAAUAUGAGUCCAAAUUUAAAUAUAAAAGAAAAUCAUUCUAGCGGGGAUGAUACAUUUGAUGAAAAUGACAAUAAAUUAGAAAUGUUUGAAUCAGAAACAAGUUUCAUGCAAAGAGAAAAUGAAAGAACUCCAGAAAAACAAAAAUUUUCAUUGAAUAGGAACAAUGUAAAAUCAAUUUCACAUGUACGUAGACAGCUCUUCUGGAAUAAGGGACCCAGUCCAAAAAAGAAAUACAAACUUUCCCAAAUAUAUGAAAGAUUGUUUAACGAGCCAGCGGUGGGCACUCAUCAUGCUGAAAACGACUGUGAAAUUGCAUUAAAAUGUUUUGUUGUACUUGUAAAUGAUAUGGUGAAGUGGUUUGAUCAAAAUGCCUGCUUCUUUUCUGAAGUCAGACCUAUGACCGCUGGUGUCCCUCUUGGUAGAUAAACAAAAAAAAGUCAGGAUAGUAUAUUUUUAAGA